Molecule: messenger RNA, 375 nt
Organism: Ooceraea biroi (clonal raider ant)
Lineage: Eukaryota; Metazoa; Arthropoda; Insecta; Hymenoptera; Formicidae
Source: RefSeq, a predicted model, not a curated record
AUGGAUGAGAUGGAGAAAUUUUUACGAAGUUCGGAUUUGGAGAGCUACACGGAAAUCUUUAAACGAUCCAAUGUGUUAACGUUAAUUGCAGAAAACAAAAUCGGAAUUAAUCAGAUUACAGAGACCACGGCGGAUUAUAUUCUCCCUUUAUUAAUAGCACCAAUUGGUGAUCAGCUGCGAUACAAGAAGGCUGUUGAAGCUUACAAAGCUAAUAUUUCAGUGUUGACUGAAUCGGAAUUGGACAAUUCAUCCGUCUGUAUCUUGAUACAUCAGGAGGAUGAAAGCUUCGAACAUUUUGAUAAUCAGGACAAAACUACAGAACAUCGAUAAGCAAGGCGACAUAAAAUCAUGUAGUUUUACAGUUGUUCAAGUCCA